Messenger RNA from Planococcus citri (citrus mealybug), 1954 nucleotides. It is a transcript of the gene TfIIB, whose product is annotated as transcription factor IIB. The transcript has 7 exons. NCBI's taxonomy places the organism in Eukaryota, Metazoa, Arthropoda, Insecta, Hemiptera, Pseudococcidae. Bases 304 to 1251 code for a protein of 315 amino acids. Gene Ontology annotation, cellular component: nucleus; transcription preinitiation complex. Gene Ontology annotation, biological process: transcription initiation at RNA polymerase II promoter; transcription preinitiation complex assembly. The record is from RefSeq and is a predicted model, not a curated record. Gene Ontology annotation, molecular function: RNA polymerase II general transcription initiation factor activity; TBP-class protein binding.
ACACAUCCCUGGUUCAAAAAGAAAAUUCGCGGCAACUCUACCUUCAACAUUUGUGUUGUUGUGUUGAAUGAAAAAUAAAAUAAAUAGCAGUACGCACUACGCAACUACGCACAUCUCUACGCUCAUCCUCUAAAAUUAUCUUCUCUUUCCUGUACCAUUUUUCAAAUUCAGGUAAUUUAUGGAUGAUAGCAAAUGAAAUUAAGAAAUUUGAAAAUCAUAGCAACCAAUAAAUUGUUGAAAGUAAGAAAGUAUACUCGCUGUGUGUUUUUGUAGAUUUGUGAUUACGUUGGUUGCUGUUUCACCAUGUCCAACUUUCACAGAUUUGAAAUGGAUAAAGUUGCCUGCCGACAUCAUCCCGAUGCUCCACUCAUUGAAGAUUGUCACGCAGGUGAUACAAUAUGUUCGGAAUGUGGCUUAGUUGUAGGUGAUCGCGUAAUCGACGUUGGCUCUGAGUGGAGAACGUUCAGCAAUGAGAAAACAACCGAAGAUCCAUCUCGUGUUGGUGGUCCAGAGAAUCCUCUCUUAGGUGGUUCUGAUCUUUCCACCAUCAUUGGUCCAGCUCGAGGAAGCGCUUCUUUCGAUGAAUUCGGAAUGUCUAAAUAUCAUAACAGAAAGACGAUGAGUUCCUCCGAUAGAACGCUAAUCAACGCAUUUAAAGAAAUUGGAAGCAUGGCAGAUCGUAUCAAUUUACCUAAAGCGAUCGUCGAUCGGGCCGAUGUACUGUUUAAGCAAGUUCACGAUGGACGUAAUUUAAAAGGCAGAUCGAACGAUGCAAUUGCGUCAGCUUGUUUGUACAUCGCAUGCAGACAAGAAGGCGUUCCAAGGACAUUUAAAGAAAUUUGCGCUGUGAGCAAAAUCAGUAAGAAAGAAAUUGGCAGGUGUUUCAAGCUUAUACUUAAAGCGUUGGAAACGAACGUAGAACUGAUCACCACCGGCGAUUUCAUGUCGAGAUUUUGUUCUAAUUUGGGUUUGGCUAUGAACGUGCAAAGAGCUGCUUCUCAUAUUGCUCGAAAAGCUGUGGAAAUGGAUAUUGUAGCGGGAAAAUCACCCAUAUCAGUCGCCGCUGCCGCUAUUUACAUGGCAUCUCAAGCAUCAGAUGAUAAGAAAAACCAAAAAGAGAUCGGUGAUAUCGCAGGUGUAGCUGAAGCAACUAUCAGAAUGUCGUACAAACUCAUGUUGCCGUUCGCCUCGAGCUUAUUUCCUGCCGAUUUCAAAUACACAGUUCCUAUUGAACAGUUACCUCCAUCGUGAGAACGAGCCAAAAACCGUCGCAGUUUUAUUUUGUGAACAUCGACUGGCAACCUCCGUUUGUUUUAAUUCAUAUUUAAUCGCAGUGUUUUUACACCUCAUCAGAUGAAUCGUUAUUUCGAUGAACUAAAAAUUCUAUUUAACCAAUGUUUUUCGUAAUCCUUAAAUCCUUCAAUCGUGAAGUACCUACUUCGAGAGAGGUCGGUUAUUUUAUAUAAUCGUUGUUUUGCUUCCGCUCUAGUGCUAAGUGGUGUGUGAAAUUUUCAUUAUUUAUAUUCGAUAUUAUUAGAUUUUUCUACGAAUGCCCGAUUUAUUUCUAUUGUAAAAUAUUCCAAUUUAUAUGCUUUCAAGAAUACUUCAUAUUUUUCUCGAUGUCGGUUUCACGUCAUUUCAUCGUUUUAUUUAUUGUGAUCGGGUAUUGUAUUUUCUCCUUUCUAUAUUAUCAGAUUUAGAUCUCGCUCUGUGAAUUGUUUUAUUUAUUAUUAUUUUGAGACUGUAAUCGUAAGAUAAUUUAAUAUUUUGUACACGGUAAUUUUUAGUUGGAAAGAUUUUUAUGGAGCAUUGAAAAUACGCAUGAUCAAGAAUCAGAAAUAAGUUGUAAAAUGUUCCUUAAAGUACUAAGUGGUGUUUGAAAUUAUAUUGGCGUGGAACUAAAAAUUGUUUGUAUUUGUGUUAUAAUCGUAUAAAUAAAUUGAUGUUACUUAAA